Molecule: messenger RNA, 651 nt
Organism: Enterospora canceri
Lineage: Eukaryota; Fungi; Microsporidia; Enterocytozoonidae
Source: the annotation of a GenBank genome assembly
AUGGCUGAGUUGAAAUUUGUUUUUGGACCGGUUUCAACCGGAAAGACGGUGGAACUGCUGCUACAGGCGCAUCAGAUCACCAAGAUCCACGGAAAGACGGCCGUGAAGCUGAUGAAGCCAGCAUUCGACACCAGAGACGGUGAGGCAAUGAUUUCAUCUGCGUCAGGAAUGCAGGCACGAGCUGACUUCGUGAUUGGCGCUGGUGAUAACUUGCAGGAGCUCGAGAUGGAGCCUGGGACGUAUCUGCUGGUGGACGAAGUGCAAUUCUUCACGUUGGAGCAGAUUAUGCAACUUAGACGCAUUUCACUGGAACAGAACAUACACGUCGAAUGCUACGGGCUGCUGAAGGACUUCAGAAACGACCUGUUCUUCUCAGCAGCGAAGCUGGUUGAAUUGGCCGAUGAGAUUGUCCAAAUGAAGACAUUCUGCUAUUUAUGCAGCAGAAAGAGAUUGGCGAACAAAAUGAGGAAUGCACAAAUUAGUAUGAAAAUAAUAAAGAAUGGUGAUGUGACUGAGCCAACAUUGGAAGGUGAGUCAAAGCAGGUUGGUGGAAUUGACCUGUACGUUCCAGUCUGUUCCAGGUGCUACUACACCGCAUUCAAGGAGGUUGAGAUGACAGCAUUCGUUCUAUCGCAGUCAAUGCCCAAUUAG